AUGGGGCAGACGCAUCGAUCUCUGGAUGACGACGAAGUUUUAAGGAAAUCGACCACUGAGGAACGAAUUUCAGUGCUUGGAAUUGAUCUCACUCAUCGGCCGGGAUGGCUUCGAUUUAUCGUGCUUAGCAGUGUUGUACUUACAUUUUACAUCGCAUACGGUUUCAUUCAGGUAUUCGAUUGA
Molecule: messenger RNA, 183 nt
Organism: Gongylonema pulchrum
Lineage: Eukaryota; Metazoa; Nematoda; Chromadorea; Rhabditida; Gongylonematidae
Source: the annotation of a GenBank genome assembly